Messenger RNA from Ruditapes philippinarum (Manila clam), 2859 nucleotides. Its product is annotated as long-chain-fatty-acid--CoA ligase ACSBG2-like. Gene Ontology annotation, molecular function: long-chain fatty acid-CoA ligase activity. The record is from RefSeq and is a predicted model, not a curated record. Lineage: Eukaryota; Metazoa; Mollusca; Bivalvia; Venerida; Veneridae. Gene Ontology annotation, cellular component: endoplasmic reticulum; membrane.
AUUCAUAUUUUCAUUUCAGGUUAUUUAAUAACAAAUGUUAACAGUCAAUUAUAAGGAAGCUGAAACAGAAGAAUUAAUGUGGUAAAUUAAAUAAAAAAGCGGAAAAGGAAGAAAAGAUCUGUAACCAUGGAAACUGCAACAGUAGAAUCUCAACAGGAAAUGACAGGACCAGAGGAUGUUAAAAGUGAGUUGACAUUAGGUGAUGUUAAACUUGAAGGUGUUCAGUCAUCAGAGGGUAUUGUGACACCUACAGAAGCAGCAGCUGCAGGUGAUAUUAAUGUGAUACUUGAUAAAGGUGACAACAAUAUGGGGAAUAAUACUUCAGCACCAGUUGUUGCUACUUCCAUUAAAACAGUGGAAAAUGGCAGUACAGAAAAGCCCUAUAGUUAUGGUGAUACAGCUGUGGUGAAAAAAGAUAUUGAUGACUUGUUACCAGCAAGUUCCUUAUGGACAACAGAUAUGAAGGGAACCGUUAAACUACGGAUGGGUAAUUCCGGUCCAGCAUCGGUGAAGCCCACCACUAUACCUACCGUAUUUAGAAAAACUGUAGAAAGGCUACCAAAUCAUCUGGCAUUAGCUGUGAAAAGAGAUGGUGAAUGGAAGCAAUGGUCAUACGAACGUUACUAUAAGGAAUCACAACAGGCUGCCAAAAGUUUUAUAAAGCUUGGACUUGAGCCCUGUCAUGGUAUGGGUAUACUAGGAUUUAAUGCCCCGGAAUGGUAUAUCUCUUUUAUUGGUGCCAUAUUUGCUGGGGGUAAAGCAACUGGAAUCUACACUACUAACACUCCAGAGGCCUGCCAGUAUGUACUGGAAGAUUGUCAAGCUAAUAUUGUUGUUGUUGAAAAUCAUAUGCAGCUACAGAAGAUAAUUAAAGUAUGGGAUAAGCUGCCUCAUUUGAAGGCUAUAAUACAAUAUACUGGUGAGGUGGCAGAAAGGAGGGAUGGAAUCUAUUCUUGGGAAGAUUUUCUAGCCUUGUCUAAAGAAGUUCCUGAUUCUGAGUUAGAGAAACGCUUUAUGUUACAGGCACCAAAUACUUGCUGUUCUCUUAUAUACACGUCUGGAACGACAGGAAAUCCCAAAGCUGUUAUGAUUAGCCAUGACAGUUGUACAUGGACAGCAGAACAGACAGGUAAACAGUUACAGUAUAAAGAUGGUACUGAGAUAUCUGUCACAUUCCUUCCACUGAGUCAUAUUGCAGCACAGAUGUUAGAUAUACUUAUGCCACUUAGAUUUGGUACUUCUGUUUACUUUGCACAGCCAGAUGCUUUAAAGGGAUCAUUAGUUGAAACAUUAAAAGAGGUACGGCCAACAGGACUGCUUGCUGUACCAAGGUUAUGGGAGAAAUUCAUGGAGAAGAUGCAAGCUAUUGGUGCCCAGACAACAGGUUUGAAACGAAAAUUUGCCAUUUGGGCAAAGGCAAAAGGAAAGAAAGGUGCAGAAGCCCAAAGAAAUGGAGAGAGAAUGCCCUGGGGCUGGAGUAUAGCUAAUAUGAUAUUGUUUAAGAAGAUUAGAGCCAACCUUGGUCUUGACAGAUGUAGAUUACAGGGCUCUGCUGCUGCACCUAUCAUGAGGGAAACUCUAGAAUAUUUUGCGUGUCUAAAUAUUCGUAUUGAUGAGUGCUAUGGAAUGAGUGAAAGCUCAGGUCCACACACAUUCUGUACUGAUCAGGCAUUUUCGAUAACAAGUGUUGGUAGAGAAUUACCUGGAGUAGAGACUAAGCUUGAUAAUCCUGAUGAAGAUGGUAACGGUGAGAUAUGUUUCUAUGGUAGACAUGUGUUCAUGGGUUACUUAAACCAGGAGGAGAAAACAAAAGAAGCUUUAGAUGAACAAGGUUGGUUACAUUCAGGAGAUGUUGGCAAGAAAGAUAAAGAUGGUUUUCUAUAUAUCACAGGGAGAAUAAAAGAGUUGAUUAUUACUGCUGGUGGAGAGAAUAUUGCCCCAGUACCUAUUGAGGACAAUGUAAAGGAGGAACUGAAGUGUGUUAGUAACUGUAUGCUGAUAGGAGACAAGAGGAAAUUCUUGUCCAUGUUGAUAACAUUAAAGUGUGAUAUGGACCUGGAUACAAACGAACCAUUAAAUACAUUAUCACCAGAAUGUGUGACCUGGUGUAAAUCUAUAGGUAGUUCUGCUAAAACGGUCAAUGAGGCUAUAGCUGAUCAGGCAAUGUUAAAGGCGAUACAAGCUGGUAUAGAUAAAGCCAAUGAUAAAAGUGUAUCUCGAGCAGCUAGGAUACAGAAAUGGUCAAUUCUCGCAGCUGAUUUUUCCAUACCAGGAGGAGAACUUGGACCAACACUGAAGACAAGGCGGCCGAUUGUUGUGAAGAAAUAUGAGAAGACAAUAGAGGGAUUUUAUGCUGACUAAUGAAACAUCAUUUCUUACUGGCCAUAAAACAUACAUUUUACAAUAUUUAACACACAAUAUCCUAGAUUGUACCCUUUUCUUGUACAGGAGGAUAUUGGUUUGUGUCCCUAAGACCUUUGUGAUUUUUCUUGCUUGGAGCACAUUGUGGGAUAUUUUAUUCAGUGUCCAGGUUUAGAUUGAAAUGAAAUGCAACAAGUUUUGUAGAUGGACUGAGUUUUAGACUGACUUGAAAUGCAAGUAACCUUUUGGAUGGACUGUGUUUGGUUUUGAUUGAAAUGUUAGCAGUCUUAUGAUUGACUGGGUUUAGAUUUAAUUGAAAAUGAAACCAGUCUUGUAGACUGUGUUUUUUUAUUGAAUUAUAAGCAGUCGUAAAGAUUGGCUGGGUUUAGAAAUAAUUGAAAAUCCAACCAGUCUUGUAGAUGGACUGAGUCUAGAUUUUUUAUAUUGAAAUGUAACCAGUCUUGUUUAGUUUUAAUUGAAAUAUAACCAGUCCAAGAA